AUGCGAUCAGCUGUUCUAAUAUUCUUUUGUUCUUUGCUGGUGAGUGCACUGGCCGAUCAGUGUGCGGAUGGGUAUCACUGGAAUGGCAAGCUGAACACGUGUGUCAUGCCCGUUCAAAACUACAACACUUACCAACAAAGCAGCGAUAUCUGCACGAAGGCGCAAGGUGCCCUAUUCUCCGUUCACGACCAGAACAGCAAUGAUGCGCUGGUGGGUGAGGCACGCAUGUAUUUCAUCUACAUGUACUACCUUGGCGCUACUCGAUCGGGUGAUUCGUGGAAGUGGAUUGAUGGCAGCGCGAUGGACUACACCAACUGGGCACCCGGACAGCCAUCCAACGCCGGCAACUGUUUAACCGCCGACGUUUUCAGCCACCAAUGGAGUGUGGCCGAUUGCGCUACCGAGGCACAGGCAUUCUGUGGUCCGAUGAAGAAA
This is a messenger RNA of Mesorhabditis spiculigera, 435 nucleotides long. Lineage: Eukaryota; Metazoa; Nematoda; Chromadorea; Rhabditida; Rhabditidae. The record is from the annotation of a GenBank genome assembly.